Molecule: messenger RNA, 1914 nt
Organism: Hyposmocoma kahamanoa
Lineage: Eukaryota; Metazoa; Arthropoda; Insecta; Lepidoptera; Cosmopterigidae
Product: putative inorganic phosphate cotransporter
Exons: 11
Coding region: 50-1672 (540 amino acids)
Biological process (GO): monoatomic anion transport; transmembrane transport
Cellular component (GO): plasma membrane
Molecular function (GO): transmembrane transporter activity
Source: RefSeq, a predicted model, not a curated record
CGGCUACGCAAACGAUGUCCCACCAAAAUACGGAUAUGGAGUUCGUCAUAUGCAAGCUUUGAUAAUUUUCGGUUGCCUUACUUGCAACUUGAUCGCUCGAGCGCAUCUCAGUGUCACCAUUGUCGCUAUGACCGAUAUUCCCAAACACGAUAUUGUCACUGUUCUUAAUAACAGUGGCAUAGACUUAAAUAACAUGGUUUAUGCAAAAACUAAUGACAGUAUCUUUCAAAAUGUUGGACUUGAUAUUGCUAAUAGAACCAAAGAUGGCCGUGAAGAAAUUAAUUUGGAAAUCAAAGUUAAUGGAACGGAAGUUCUUAGUAGUAAAUUGAACGCAUAUAGAAAUAAAAGUAUAUCAGAUAAUACGUACGAAUUAGAAAAAGAAUUUGCAAAUAAUCCUCAGUCAAGGGACAGUGUUUGGAAUGUUUAUAGAACUUAUUACUGGUCAAAGGCAACCCAAGAGAUGGUUCUUGGAUCAUUCUUCCUCGGCUAUUUAAUAAUGAUGACACCAAUGGGCCUGGUGGUCCAGCGUUGGGGCGGCAAGAUGCCUUUGCAAAUCGGUCUUACUGUUAGCGGGAUUGUCACUUUCAUCUCUCCUUGGUUAGCUGCUUGGGGUGAUUGGAAGGCAGUGUGUGCAGCACGUAUAGCGCUGGGCCUGGCGCAGACAGGCACCUAUCCGGGCAUUCACAGUCUGCUUGCUAAGUGGGUUCCCUUAAGUGAACGAGGAAGACUUAGCACUUAUGUUUACAGCGGCGCUAUGAUUGGCUCGGUGUUAGCGUUUCAAAUCGGAGGUUUCCUCGCGGCGUCACCUCUGGGCUGGCCAUCGAUAUUCUGGGCAACUGGUGGUAUUUGCAUCAUCAUGGCAGUUCUUUUGACCAUCUUCGGAAAAGCGUCCCCGCAGCUGCAUAAACAUAUCACGGAAGAGGAAAAAAACUUUAUUUUGGGAAGAGUGGGCAGUGGUGUUGAGAAGAGACAAAAGACCCCGUGGAAGGCGAUUCUAACCUCGAAGCCGGCGUGGGCUCUAUUCAUUGGACACGUCGGCACUGCACUUGCGUACAUGUUCUUUUUCACUCAAAUUCCUACGUACUUGCAUUACAUUCUCGACGUCAACGUGAAAAGUAGCGGUUUGUUGACAUCUUUGCCAUAUUUAGCUAAUUUCUUUAUGGCAUUUCUCUUCGGGCUGUCGACAGAUUAUUGCAUUAACAACAACAUCCUCACUUGCAAGCAAACUAGAAUGAUAUCUAACACCGUGGCAAACGUAUUCCCGGCAAUCUGUCUUACAGCAUUAUCGUUCACACGCAGUACGACUGUGGCCGUGAUUUUACUCAUAGUAGCACUGGGCACACAAGCAGGGUGUCACACCGGAUGGAUGGUUAAUUACAUAGACCUAGCGCCUAAUUUCAGCGGUACUCUGAUAGCCACGGGUGCUUCUCUACUUAACGUAUUUACUAUUCUCUUACCAAUCUUCGUCUCUCAAGUUGUAACGGAUGUACGAGAUCCUUACCAGUGGCGCAUCGUGUUGUGCUCUAUGGCUGUGUUUGGAAUAAUGUGCAAUACGGUGUAUAUGUUUUUUAUAUCUACCGAUCCUCAGUCGUGGAAUGACACCCAGUGUGAAAAUGAUGCACUGAAAGAGUUGGAUGCGCAAGAACUUCAAAAGACGACCUUAAAACAAUGAAUAAAGUCACUCGUCAUCAAUAUACCAUCAAGCAAUGAGAACAAAACAAAUUGUGUAAAUUUGACACAAUUUGCAGCAUCAAAUAUUAUAUUUAGGAAUGAGAAAUGAACUUUGACACGUUGUUGUGUUUACAUUCUUGAGUAUAACUUGGGUGCUAUAGCCAAAGUGUAAUUGAGUUUAGAAAUACAGAUCUUUAGUUUCCUUUAUUUUUGCUAUUGUCACAUUUUGAGCACAUUUAGCUU